AUGGAUGCACAGGCAGUUCCCGUCAUCGCCGAUAUCGAUGUUUCAGAUACAACAGGGAUGGGACAGACCCGUGUCACCUGUUUUAGGAAAAUGAGGGGCAAAGCAGAGGAGAAAGAUGGUGGUGCAAUGAUUAAUGGGCUUGGCUUGCUGGUCGGGGAGGCGUGGUACCUUUACCUGUGCGUUCGCCCGUGCUCCUGUGCCUUACCUGCUCUUGGACCUGUUCAUUGGUGGAUUGCUAGGCUGGCAGUGCCACACGAGCGUUUCCACCCCCUCUUCGCUUUCGACCCUGGGAAUGAUGGCGAGAUCGGACUUGGGGCUGAGGAAGCACGGCCUGGGAUGGACAGUCUGUCUGCUGAACUUGAGGAUUUCCAAAAACAGCUGGAAAUUGGCUGCCAGUCUGGGCUAGAGAGAAGGAUACACGGUAGUAAAACCCCCACGAUCCCAUCAAUAAAGCCAGUGCGGGAGACUAAUGCAUUGUUCACAUCUUUACUCAUCACGGUAAAGCUAAGGAUCCCCGCGCAUGGGGAUUCCAGGGAGAGCUGCUGUCAACCGGUGCGCUGUUUCUUCUCCAAUCUCCAUACCGGGGAGCACAUCAUCACUCUAGCAUGUGGCGUUAACUGUCCGCGUGCACCCCCAGAUGGACUCCUCUUUGUCCCGCAUCAACCAAAGGAGAUGCGUGCAGCAGCUGGGUGUCCUACUUUGACUUUGCUCCAGUUCAAGGAGGAACCUUAUCAAUGUCCUGAACGCGGCCAUGAUGGAUCCUGCUGGGGGGUUAAUGCUGUGCUCUUCGUUAAUCAGGAACAAGCUUCAAGCCAGUUAGUUCGGGCCUGA
Molecule: messenger RNA, 831 nt
Organism: Aspergillus niger
Lineage: Eukaryota; Fungi; Ascomycota; Eurotiomycetes; Eurotiales; Aspergillaceae
Exons: 8
Coding region: 1-831 (276 amino acids)
Source: RefSeq, a predicted model, not a curated record